UGGAAAACAGUGUGAGAGGGAGAGCAGAGAUCACAUACGGCCGGAGAGGCACUGAUAGUUGAAAGAACGAUAGAAGCACGGACAGAUUAGGGAGAAAUUAUGAAAAAAAGUGUGUGAAAGAAAAUGGUUAGCAAAUAGCGACAAUGACAUUUUUACACCUGUCACCUUGGGUCAGUGAUUGAGUAUUUGAUUGACAGCUGUUCAGUCUUCUCUUUUUUGUUUUUAUACGGAUGGAGAUACAACACUGUGUGGCAACCUGGAUUUAAGAAAGGUCACCAAAGCGGUCACAGACAAAAUAUCGGUGUCCUCAUCAUUAUUAAGGUCAGCAGUGUGACCAACCGAGAGAAGUAUCAAGUCUGUCAAGAGUGGUGAGAUCAGAGGAGGAGAAAUGUCGAGGCAAGGUGGCCAUUUGGCCCUGGCAUGGAUGUCAUUGCAGCUGCUGCUAUGGCACGAAUCUGUGACAAUUGAAGUGCCGCAAGAUCCAAAGAUCCUGGCAGACCUGAGACAGCCCCCUACUAUAACCAAACAGUCGGUGAAGGACUACAUUGUUGACCCCAGAGAUAACAUCAUCAUCGAGUGUGAAGCCAAGGGCAACCCAGUGCCAACGUUCUCAUGGAGAAGAAAUGGGAAGUUUUUCAACAUUGGAAAAGAUCUGCGCGUAACAAUGCAGAAACGCUCAGGAACCCUGGAAAUUGAAUUUCGUAAUGGAGGACGGCCGGAGGACUACGAAGGAGAAUACCAGUGUUUUGCUGGCAAUGAUUACGGAAUGGCGAUGUCGAACAAAAUUCUGCUUCGGGUCUCCAAGGCACCUCUGUGGCCUAAAGAAGUGCUGGAGCCAGUGGUGGUGACUGAGGGCUCCUCGCUCGUCCUUUCCUGUAAUCCCCCUCCUGGCCUCCCUCCUCCAGUUACUUUCUGGAUCAGCAGUCUGAUGAUGCCGAUCCGACAGGACAAGCGAGUGUCCAUGGGCUUAAAUGGAGACUUGUACUUUUCCAACGUUAUGGCGCAAGAUGCUCAGAACGACUACAGCUGCAGUGCCCGCUUCCUCUUCACUCACACGAUCCAGCAGAAGAACCCCUUCACUCUCAAAGUUCUUACUAACGAUCCUUAUAAUGAUACCUCUUACAAUGACAGUGACCCAUAUGGGGGUCGUAAAGUCGCAGAGUCCAUGCCAACCUUCCUCUCACCAUUGGGGAGUGAGAGCUCCAAAAUGGUGCUGAGAGACGAGCAACUGCUGCUGGAGUGUAUUGCUGCUGGACUUCCCACACCGGCUAUCAAAUGGUUUAAGAAGGGUGGUGAUCUGCCAGGACACAAAGUGAAGUUUGAGAUGUACAACAAGACUAUGAAGAUUAUCAAUGUGUCAGAGGAGGAUGCUGGAGAAUACGUAUGCAUGGCUAACAAUCAUUUAGGUAGCAUACGUCACUCGAUUUUUGUUCAAGUCAGAGCGGCUCCUUAUUGGCUGGACAAACCAACAAACCUGGUGCUAGCUCCAGAAGAAAAUGGCCGCCUGGUGUGUCGAGCAAAUGGUAACCCGAAACCCACCAUCCAAUGGCUGGUUAAUAGCAUCCCUAUCGACAGCUCACUUCCCGAUCCUAGUCGACAACUGAUGGGUGACACCAUCAUCUUCCGCUCUGUGCAGAUGGGAAGCAGUGCAGUCUACCAAUGCAAUGCCUCAAACCAGCACGGUUAUCUUUUGGCAAAUGCCUUCGUCAGUGUCAUUGAUAUGCGUCCAAGGAUGCUUGGCCUGAAAAAUCAACUGAUAAAAGUCAUUGAGAACAACCGCACCUUUCUGGACUGCCCCUUCUUCGGUUCCCCUAUUCCAGAGUUACGCUGGUUUAAGAAUGGACAGGGCAGUGGUCUGGAUGGCGGACAGUACCGUGUUUACGUGAACGGCACCCUGGAGAUAAAACGUGCCAAAGCAAUGGAUGAGGGCACCUACACUUGCGUAGCCAGCAGCAUUCUGGGCAUGGCCGAAAACCAGGUCCGCCUGGAGGUCAAAGAGCCGAGCCGUAUAGUUCUUGCUCCCGAGCACCAGUCAGCCGUCAGGGGGUCCACAGCUCGUUUCAACUGUAAGGUGAAGUUUGAUCCCAGCCUUCCCGUCACCGUGACUUGGACAAAGGAUGACAAGCCGAUCCACCUCGGACGGAGGCUGAGGAAAGAUGACGAAACACUGACCAUCGCGAACAUCAACGAGGCAGAUGAAGGAACUUACGUGUGUACUGUUAAAACAGAGAUUGACCAGGACUCAGCCUCGGCCCGUCUCACUGUGUUAGAAGAAGCCUCCCUCAACCCCUCAGUUUCUAGUGCCUUGCCUCCAGACCGCCCAGACCCUCCUAUGGAUCUAGAACUGUCAGAUCCAGCAGCCCGGAGUGUUCGCCUCACCUGGAUCCCUGGAAAUGACCACAGAAGCCCUGUGACAGAGUUUUUGGUCCAGUUUGAGGAAGACCGCUGGGAGCCAGGUAGAUGGCAGGAUCUGGCCACCUAUCCUGGGGACCUCACCUCCGUCAUUCUGCAGCUCGCUCCCUUUGUCAACUACCAGUUCAGAGUUAUUGCCAUCAAUGCAGUGGGCCAAAGUGUGGCGAGCGUCCCCUCACCAAAAUACCAAACCAGUAGCGCUGCUCCUGAUGUCAUACCCAGAGGCCUCCGAGGCUGGGGCUCAGAGAAAGACAACAUGGAAAUCACUUGGGAGCCACUGCUUGAUCUGGAGAAAAACGGCCCUAAUUUGCACUACAGUGUGUGGUGGAGACGAAAAGAUUCUGAUGGGGAAUGGAACAAUGUGACCACAACAGGAACCAAACAUGUUGUCCACAACACAGAAACCUAUGUACCCUAUGAGAUCAAAAUCCAGGCCAGAAAUGAUCUUGGAGCAGGACCAGAGUCUAAUCUGGUAAUUGGAUACUCAGGAGAAGACAAACCCACCAGCGCUCCGACAGACUUGCACAUUUCAAAGGUGGACAGUACCAAAGGAAACAUCCACUGGAAGCCUGUGAACCAGGAUUCAGUACGGGGAGAAUUCAAGGAGUACAGACUGUACUACUGGCGUAAGGCCAGUCAUGUCCCUGGUCUGGUGUUUAGUAAGGAGAACAAGACCAAAGGUUUUUACACAACCAUGGCCCAGCCGUCUGCCAUCCUCAGUGACCUUGUGCCCUUUUCGCACUACCAGAUGUUUAUGGUUGUAGCAAACAAUCAUUAUGAGGGUCCACCGAGCAACUCUGUUGAAUUCAGCACAAAGGAAGGAGUGCCUGAUGCUCCCAGUUUUUUCAGGAUCAAGCGAAGAGGUUUUGAUUCCAUUCACCUAGAAUGGGGCAAACCUACGGAGCCAAAUGGCCUUCUGAUUGGAUACCGGCUAAAAUACCAAGCAGCCAAUGGAUCGAGAGAGGGUCGACCUCAUCUUGAGACUUUCCUUCCAAAUGUGACCGAGUUCACUCUCCGUCUUCCGGAUCGAUCAACCCGCUACAAUUUCUACCUGUCAGCGCUCACCACAGUGGGAGCAGGGGAGGUCAUUAUUGAGGAAUCUCCUUUCUUUACCAAUGAAGAAAACUUUACUGAUGCUACAGGUCUAGUUGAGCUUACGGAUGCCUCUUUGGCUUCAGCUUUCACUGUUACUCCUCCUCCUCUCGCUCCUCUCCCUUCCACUACUGCUGCUCCGACAACAAUUAGUACCGCAUCUUCUACCACUCCUCCUACGACUACCACUGUUACAAUGUCUACAACAGCUGAGACGACUACUGCCAUCGAUACUACUGAGGCAGCCACUCCCACACCACCUUCUGUGCUGGUCAUCAACAAGAAUGUAGAUGAGGAUGUGUUUGUGGUCGCUGAGCGAGAGAUCUGGAAUCUGACGGUGGACCAUAACAGUAACUACGCUAACAUCAACUGGAGACACAACUUCCCGCCCAGCAGCAUUGACUUUGUGCUAGAGUUGACGCUGGACAGCAACAAGACAAUGAAAACUGUACCUGUGACACACCAACCCCCCAUUACAAUGAAGGAUUUGAUCGCGGGGGCCAAGUACCAUCUGAGGGUUUACUCCCAUGAACUCAGCAGCAUCACCAGCAAAUCUGUCACCUUUGAGACCAAAGCAGCCUACAUUGACCAGGUCGACAUUGCAACUCAGGGCUGGUUCAUCGGCUUGAUGUGCGCCAUCGCCCUCAUCAUACUGAUCCUUCUUAUUGUCUGCUUCAUCAAAAGGAGUCGUGGAGGCAAAUAUCCAGUCCGAGAUAAAAAAGACCUUCCCUUGGAUUCUGUUGAUCACAAAGACCCGGAUGGAUCCUUUGAUUAUCACAGCGAUGAGGACAACAAGCCUCUUCAAGGUAGCCAAACAUCACUGGAGGGCAAUGUGAAGGAGAGCGAUGACAGCCUGGUGGAUUACGGUGAAGGCGGUGACGGCCAGUUCAAUGAGGACGGCUCUUUCAUCGGCCAGUACACAGUAAAGAAGGACAAGGAUGAGACGGAAGGCAAUGAAAGCUCGGAGGCCACCUCACCAGUCAAUGCCCUCUACUCGCUGGCAUAGUGCUGCCCAGCGUGACUUUUGGCACUCACUUGCACGGCCUGCUUUGGAGUGUUGGAGACACAUGCAGAAAGAUGAAGACUCGAUGAAUUGUGAAAAGAACUGGGCUGGUAUGUCAACCGUGUAGGUUCUCCUCUGCAGGUAAAGUCAGAUAAUGCUGGAGAGCAAUUUGAGGUCAUGCCUUUAUUUUAAAUUUCCAGAACUUGGAAAGUGUUCCCAUGGAGAAGAAGUUUGGUCAAAGUGCUCAUUUUGCUUUGUGCUCGGCCUGCCCUUUAUCCACACAGACGUCAGUGUGCCUUUGGGGGUAGCUUUCGGUGUUUUUAGGCAUAGAAAAGCACUCUGUUUACUUUUUCCAUUAUUUUUUUUCUUUCAAGCUGUCCAGUCUUUCUUUCUUGAUUUUUUCAAAGUAGAAUGAUGUUCAACAACAUAUCAGCCUAUAACCGUCAAACUCACCAGGAUGCUAGCAGAUAUGUUUAUCAUAUUGAUAUGUACACGAAGAAAGAUUUUAAGUUUCCUCAGCUGGUAGAUGUCUCUGUAAAUCUGAAUGAAGUCUGUACACAAUUUUGGCACAUAAUUUAGUGCCCCGUACAUCUAUGCACUACCACCACGACCAUGCCACGACAUCAUGCUUGAUGUCUAUUAACAUCUUGACAUCUAUUGUUUUAUGCCACUUGCAGGGUAUAUUAUAUCACAUUCUUCAUAAUCACUUUGCCUUUUCCACUGUGGUAGAAAUACUUUUCUUACCUUGAAUCUAAUGUUGUCGUACAAAU
Hippocampus zosterae (dwarf seahorse) is the source of this 5277-nucleotide messenger RNA. It is a transcript of the gene nfasca, whose product is annotated as neurofascin homolog (chicken) a. Gene Ontology annotation, molecular function: cell-cell adhesion mediator activity. Lineage: Eukaryota; Metazoa; Chordata; Actinopteri; Syngnathiformes; Syngnathidae. Gene Ontology annotation, biological process: cell-cell adhesion; brain development. The record is from RefSeq and is a predicted model, not a curated record. The transcript has 33 exons. Bases 389 to 4510 code for a protein of 1373 amino acids.